Molecule: messenger RNA, 829 nt
Organism: Nezara viridula (southern green stink bug)
Lineage: Eukaryota; Metazoa; Arthropoda; Insecta; Hemiptera; Pentatomidae
Source: the annotation of a GenBank genome assembly
GUUUUCUUAUCACUAUUCUCAGAUAGGAAUCAUAUUAAGUGCUAAGCCAUUUGGAAGAUAAGGGUUCGACCAUUGUGAAGACACCUUUACAGUAUAAAUUCCAUUCUAGUCCAUUAUCAUGGCUCAUAUGAUUAGUAUAACUAAAAUUUUAAAUAUUACAAUAAUUCUAAUAAUGAAUAGUUUGAUUUCAUCAGGAUCAUUUUUUGAGAAUUUCUUGUAUCAUACAAGCAUUCAUUUAAGAAAAGAGAGCAAACUUAAUCAUGCAAAUGGUUUGGAUCCAUUACAUUUUGAAAGAACUCUGUCAAUGAACGAUCCCAAUUUGAGGUUAGAUUUAUCAUUCAAUGGUUUUUUGAAAGGACACACUAAUUACAACUUAGAAAAGAUGGCUAUUACUCCUGACUUAAAUGUGUCCUUUGUUGGAACACUGAUCGAUACACAAAUAUCUGGAAGCUAUAAGAUGAAUGGGUCAUAUUUCACCGUUUUACCUAUAGUAGGAGAUGGAAUAUAUUUAUUCAAAUUGAAAAAUCUAGGUGUGGCCCUAGAUACAAAAAUUCAACCUAAAGGGGGUCAUAUACAAAUUCAUACUUUUGACGUGGAUUAUAUUUUUGAUGAUUUUGAGAUUUCAUUAUGGGGGCUAACUGGAGACCAAGCUGUUGGCAACAUCUUAGAAGAGUUCGCAAAGGAUUUCAUUACAGUAAUAUUAUGUCAGAAGAAGGACACAAUCACAAAGCAUCUUAAAAGUUAUGUUUUAGAAGAAGGAAAUGCAAAACUGAAAAAUAUGACAUUCGCAAACAUGAUUGAGGUGGUGAAACAAAUUUUUGUUUACUGA